AUAAGGACAAGGGUUUGUCCCUAACACGGGACUUGUGGGAGGGUUGUAUUGGGCUGGCUGGCUGUUUCAGUAGGAUUGACAGACAGACGGGGAGAGAGAGAGAGAGAGUGUGUGGGCUGGCACCUCCUCAAUAAGGAGAGAGACCAGGGCUAGAACUUGCCACUUAGUGACAUCCAACUCCAGUUUGAGACGCGAGGAAGUUUCCUUUAGCGAGUGAUUGGUCCACAACUCGACUUUUUUGAUUGUUUUUGCUGCGACUUAAACAUACAUUGAAAGUGUAAAAAGAGGCAGUGAGACUGACUGACUGACUGACUGAUUGGCUCCUGUGCACAUUAGUUCAUUUCAAACCACUUGUGCUCUGUGUGGAGAGAGAGAGAGAGCUUAAAGGUGCGUGGAAUGGUUCCUAACUUUGUUCCUGCAACUUUUGUGAAGAAUAUUUAUACCAUUCUGUGCCGUGGUGACAGAGCGGUGGACUGCAAACCAAACCCUGGACUUCAGUUCUGAGGUGAAGUGGACCAGACGAGUGGUGCGGUGUGAUGGGCCAGUGGCGCCCUCUGGUGCACGAGACAUCUCAGUGAGAAGCCAAGAGGAAACUGCCAUCCUUCCUCUCAACCGUGCGUUAUCAGCCAAAACCGCCACAGACAUGGGUCUGGUCAACACCUUGCCUCUCAACGACAUCAUCAUUAGACAUUACAACUUUUCGGGGAAGUUGGAGAGGAGGAUGGAGGGCAGUUUCGUCAACGUCAAGGUGGUGAUCAUUCUGUUGUCCUGCCUGUUGAUCGUCAUUGAGAACAUGAUGGUCCUCGUCGCCAUUUGGAAGAACAAGAAGUUUCACACUCGCAUGUAUUACUUCAUUGGGAACUUGGCUCUGUCUGAUCUGCUGGCUGGGGUGGCCUAUGUGGUCAACAUCUUCCUGUCGGGCAAAAACACUCUUCACUUGACUCCCAAUCUAUGGUUCGUUCGAGAAGGCAGCUUGUUUAUGGCCUUGUGUGCCUCCACCUUCAGCUUGUUGGCUAUCGCCAUCGAGAGGCACAUGACUAUGGUCAAGAUGAGGCCCUACGAUGCCAAGAGACAAUACCGGCUCUUCCUGUUGCUGGGUGCCUGCUGGAUAGUGUCCGUCAUCCUGGGAAUCCUCCCCAUCAUCGGGUGGAACUGUAUCGGCAGCCUCCACACCUGCUCCACCGUCCUACCUCUGUACUCUAAAAGCUACCUGACCUUUUGCAUCACCAUCCUCACCAUCAUCCUGUUUGCCAUAGUCAUCCUGUACGUGCGUAUCUACAGGCUAGUCAACGACAGCAGCCGCAAGGUGACGUCACGGAAGAAGGUCAAGAGCAGCCACUCGGAGAGAGCCAUGGCACUGCUGAGGACGGUGGUGAUAGUCCUUGGGGUCUUCAUAGCCUGUUGGGCUCCGCUCUUCAUUUUCCUGAUGCUCGACGUCGCCUGCAGCCCCCAGCAGUGCAAGUUGCUGUACUACGCGGAGUGGUGCGUGGCUCUAGCCGUGCUGAACUCCGCCAUCAACCCCAUCAUCUACACCCUGUCCAGCAAGGAGAUGCGAGCGGCUUUCUUCAAGCUGCUCUGCUGUUGCCUGGGGGGCACCGCGGCCAGCAAUUUCCCCCUGGCCCCCACCGUGGAGAACAGCCGCAGCAAAUCCAGCGGCAGCCAUGCCAACAAGCUGCGGGACGAAAUCGACUCGCCUGCAAUCCUCAUCCCCUGUAAACUGGUCAAACCCCAUGACUUCCCCACGCAGAAAGGGAAUCUUUGAAUCGCCUUGAGGUGGGGGGAGGAGUGGGGGAAGGGAGAGGGGGUGCUUUUAUUUUAACACAGACUCUGUGCAAAGAAGGACCAAUGUGCCUCGUGAGACUAUAUUGUACCGAUGUAGCGUUGGGCUGUGUUCGAGGAACAUUGACUGUAAAACCCAGCUGAGCCGUACACACUGCCGUGUGCUGGAGUGGGAACUGAGCGGAAGCUGGAGGUGAAAAGGUUGUUCGGCGAUCAAGCUCAUCUCUAACUUCCCCCCCACCCAUCACACCCCUCCUCGCCCGGGAGUUGAUUUAAUUUAAGAAACCAAUAAUUUAAUCGUCGCGUUUGAUACAUGAUACAAUGAUAAAGCUCAGCGUCGUUUCACAGGAUGUACUGUAAAGUGCAGCAAUUGUGUUAUUCUGUAGUCCGAUUCCGAACCUUGGGGUAGAAGAGGUUUUCCUAAAACCUGUUAGAAAAUGUUCUUCGCUAUUUUAAUAUAACAUGCCCUGCCCCCACCCUGGCCUCCCCGCCCCUAUAAUUGCCGGUUUAAUCUGAACUAAUAUUUCCCCCCACACGCAUCUGUUUUAAAAUCUGUUUCUUUCGCUUUUUAAAUGCUCGUCUAAUUUCCCCUUCGAAAGGCAGCACGUUCCCCGUUUGAAAUUACAACGGGCUCCUAACUUCCUUUGCGUUCUCUCAACCUGGGGAAACGCUUCAGUUUUUUAAUGUAGUCGCACCUCACUGAGGUUUCCUUUCUGGGAACGGUAUGGUGACUGUGUAGCUCUCUUAAGACGAAGCUUCUCUCUCGUAGCUCAGCCGCUUUGGAACUCCAUCCCACGUUCCCUUCGCCUCAUCCCCUCCCUUGCUUGUUUCAAGGCACAUCUCAAGACCCUCCUCUUCGACCGUGCUUUGGCCAUCCUCUUACCUCUUACCCUCCCUGUCUUCAACCCCUUCCUUACUCCAACCCUCUCCCCCCCCUCCCCC
Messenger RNA from Callorhinchus milii (elephant shark), 2721 nucleotides. Its product is annotated as sphingosine 1-phosphate receptor 3-like. The record is from RefSeq and is a predicted model, not a curated record. The coding region runs from base 644 to 1762 and encodes 372 amino acids. Gene Ontology annotation, molecular function: sphingosine-1-phosphate receptor activity. Gene Ontology annotation, cellular component: membrane. Lineage: Eukaryota; Metazoa; Chordata; Chondrichthyes; Chimaeriformes; Callorhinchidae. Gene Ontology annotation, biological process: G protein-coupled receptor signaling pathway. The transcript has 2 exons.